CCGUCGCUGCUCCUGCAGCGCUCAAACCCGCUCUCUCUGCAUACUUGCCAUUUCGGCUGCUCUCGUCGCUCCAGGAGUCGGUUUCACGUACCUGCUGCAGGCGGAAGCGGCCCCGAGUCGAGGAGGAUGAUGGUCCCGGAGCCGCUGCGGUCGGCCACCGCCAUCAGGGUCGCGGAGGACACGUCGCUGGCGGUGCCGUCCGACAAGAACGCGAGCAGCCGGCAGCAGCGCGUCCUGGACCAAGUCAGCACCAUCAAGAGGAGCAAGUCCAAACACAGCAAGAACGGCACGCUGGCUCUUUCUCCUACAAGCAAGCCUUCUUCCUCAACUUAUAAAGACUUCAGAACAUCCAAGUUUUCUUCAUUCAAGGUCAAUGGGACGUACGGCAGCAACUCCGGCACGUUAACAGGAAACACCAAAGCGGUGAAUGUUCAGAAGAGUCGUACUCUGUCCUGCAAAAGCGCAUCAGGAAGACAGUACAGCUCUUCAGGGACAUGGGACCAGCAAGGCAAGACUUCAAACUGGCCCCAGAGUCCCGAUGCGCUGAAACCCAGUCGCAGUGAUCCUGCUUUGGGCCCUCCUUUUUCUCCUCCUCCUAAACUGAUAAUGAACGCCCAAGGGCAGAUGGGACAAAGUCAACACGACUUUCAGGUUCGAGAAAAUCGACAGAGCCAAUAUUCCAUGGUCAAUGGCACGAACUACACUAGCAGCCAGACGCGAAUUAUUCGGCCGCCCUCUACCCACUCCCAAAGCGAAGGCAAGAUGGCUACUCUCAAAAUGGCCAAACUGGAGCAAGCAUCACUGGUAAACUCUGUAGUGAGCCUGUCAGGUCUGACCCUAAAGGAGGCAGUGGAGUACCUGUCACAGUCUGGAGAGAAUUACCAGCAGUGCGGAGCCAACUUCAUUCAACACACCACCUUCAAUGAGGAGCGCGCCAAAGAAGAGGUCUUUCAGCUCGGGGGUAUUCCACCUCUGGUGACCCUGCUGUCGAGCCCCAAUCCAGGGGUGGUCUUGGCUGCAGCCGGGGCUCUGAGGAAUCUGGUGUUCAAGAACCAGAACAACAAGAUGGCGGUUGAGAACUGUGAGGGUGUAGCUAAGGCCCUGAAAAUAAUAAAGGAGUCGGAUUCCACUGAGACCCAGAAACAAAUCACUGGCCUGCUGUGGAACCUGUCAUCCGCUGAGGAGCUGAAGGAAGGACUCAUUAACACAGCACUGCCCGUCCUGACUACAAACGUGAUGAUGCCGUUCACCUCCUGGUCAGACGGCAGCACUGACAGUCAUGUGGACCCGAGUGUCUUCUACUUCACCACGGGCUGCCUGCGGAACCUGAGCGGCGGCCAGAUGAAAGAUAGGGAUGCAAUGAGAAAGUGCCCGGGCCUCAUCGACUCCCUCAUGACUUACAUCCAGUCUUGUGUGGCGGAGGAAAACCCUGAUGAUGAGUCCGUGGAGAACUGUACAUGCAUUCUCCAUAACCUGACCUACCAGCUGGAGCAGGAGUGUCCCGAAAGUUUCCGGAUCUACAAUGCUCCGGACAAAGAUGACGCUGAGAGUAAGGAAGACUCCACAGUUGGAUGUUUCAGCCCCAGGAGCAACAAACUGAAAAAGAAGCCUUUAUUGGACCCAAGUCAGGCAUUAUGUGAAGGUGAACCAUCAGGUGCGACGUGGCUGUGCCAUCCAAAGGCCUUAGACGUCUACCUGUCCCUGCUUGGCUCAUCCGAAAAAGACGCCACUCUGGAGGCGAGCUGUGGAGCCCUGCAGAACCUCACUGGCAUUGAAGGAGCGGGAUCCAAAGCUGUGAGCCAGAUCUUGGUUCAAAAGUUAAAGUCUCUGUUUAUCAUGCCAUCUCUGUUGAAGUCCCCUAACCGGACCCUGCAGAAGACUGCCAUGUUCUUGCUGAGUAAUCUGUCCCGCACCAGCAGUUUUAAGACCACGAUGGCAAAGCAGGUAAUGCCAGAGCUCACCGGCCUCCUUUCCUCUGACCCACAUGAAAUGGGAAAUUCAGACGAAACUAUAGCGACAGCUUGCAACACAUUGCGAAAACUGAUGUUGGCAGACAGUGAGGUCAGCAAAAAGAUCAUCAAAGCUGACUUGAUUUAUUCACUGGCUCAACUCAAUGAAAAUGAGGCUCUGCCUAAAUCGGGUAGAGCAGCCUCACUGUUGCUGCACAGCCUGUGGAAUGAGAAGAGUUUGCAAAGCAUUGUGAAAAAGCUGGGGGUCCCCAAAUCCCUAUUUGUCAAUGAUAAAACCGCAGCAGCGCACCAGUCGCUCAUAGUGUCGGAUCCACAAGUUUAAUGACGCACUGCAACAUGAAAGAUGGAAACCAGUAUGAUUAGAGACUGCUGUGGCCACACCCUCGAGAAAAUCUGAUCCACUUCAACACUUCAAUUGUACCACUGUUGAAGGAACAAGUCAAUUCCAGGUCAAUCAUUCAUAGAGACAAGAAAGCCUUUAGAUUCAUGAAUUGUCAUGUGGUGUGCAUAUUUAAUCUGGAAAUGUUUCACUCUGUGUAUAUACCAGUAUGAGCAGGCUGUUGGUAUGUUUGGUGAGUGUGUGCACGUGUGUGCACGUGUGUGUGCGCUGGGAUUCAGCUCUUUUGUUACUUAAGACGCAUAAGCCCAGACGAUGUGGUUAGAGUGAGAUGGGGUAUUAUUUGUUGAGUGUAGGUACAGUUUUAUUAACGUCACCGUCAAACAAUAGCUAUAACAUAAAUGAUUUAUUGAAACUUAGAGAUUAAAUAUUUGAAAAGUAAAAAAAAAAUAUUAUCAAAAGAUUUUGAUCAUAUUUUAAUACCAACAUUUGUGAUAUUGUUGCCAUUAGAUGCAAAUAGACUGAUUUUCUUUUUUUUAAAUUGUCUUCCCCCCAUCUUGAAUGAAUGAGGAUGUGUUGAACAUACCAAUAGAUCUUUAUAUAAACAUAUAAGGGACAUCGAAAACUAAAAAAAUAAUUUCCACAGAUCAAAAACUACUACAUUUCUAUAAUUAAAAUCUAUUUUUUUAUUCUAUUAAUGAAAUAAUCCACAGUGCCUAAGAAUGUAAAUGCAAGUUCUAUGUUGUUUAUGUUUAUGCUUUUUAGUCUCCCUUUUAUUAGGAUUUACUUCAAAUGCCAUUCACUGCUGCAAGUACAGUAGUGUUCAGCAUUGAAAUGUGCACGUUGUAUAUUGUGUUUUUUCCGUUUUUUAUGCUCAAAGACUGGUGUGCUUUACAAGACAACUUUGCAAACAUAAUUUAACUGACUUUCACUCUGUUCAACUGUCAGGUCAUUUGGAGUGGUGGUAUAGUCAGACCUGUCAACACUGACUGAGGUUGUUUGGAGCGGUCAGUGUUGCGCGCUGUGUGCACUCUAUACAUUCUUUGAAUGACUUCAACUGAACUUUUCUUGAAGAUGUGCUAACUUGCAGUAUAUAAUGAAACAUGAGUCACGUAGAUCCUCAGCAUAUUCACACAUGUAUCUUUUCAAAUUCUAAUAGGCCUUUCUUUGUCAUUUUGUUACUUCAAAGUUUACAAAAUGUCUUCUGUAGUUAUCAAACUAGUGCUUGAUUCUUCAAAACAGGUUAGACGUCUUCUAUAAACUCAACUGCUUAACUGCUUGGGUGGGAGUGGUAGUCUAGUGUUUACAGAGGUGAGCUUGGGCUUGAAGGAGCUGGGUUUAAAUCCCCGGGUUUGCAGCAGAGGUGAACCCCUGAGCAAGGGUCCUUUGCUUUGAGGAGGACAAAAGUCAGUAUUGCUUUGAAUGUGUUUUUGUAGAAUUGUGUGGGUGUGACGUACUAGAGAGCAGUGCCUGUAUCUGUUUUUGUACAUUGAAUAAAAACAUUUGCU
Cololabis saira (Pacific saury) is the source of this 3815-nucleotide messenger RNA. It is a transcript of the gene pkp1a, whose product is annotated as plakophilin-1. Gene Ontology annotation, biological process: cell-cell junction assembly; intermediate filament bundle assembly; cell-cell adhesion. Gene Ontology annotation, cellular component: cytoplasm; nucleus; adherens junction. Bases 127 to 2292 code for a protein of 721 amino acids. The record is from RefSeq and is a predicted model, not a curated record. Gene Ontology annotation, molecular function: cadherin binding. Lineage: Eukaryota; Metazoa; Chordata; Actinopteri; Beloniformes; Belonidae. The transcript is spliced from 15 exons.